This is a messenger RNA of Myotis lucifugus (little brown bat), 740 nucleotides long. RefSeq names its product 60S ribosomal protein L23-like. Gene Ontology annotation, biological process: translation. Lineage: Eukaryota; Metazoa; Chordata; Mammalia; Chiroptera; Vespertilionidae. The coding region runs from base 105 to 713 and encodes 202 amino acids. Gene Ontology annotation, molecular function: structural constituent of ribosome; large ribosomal subunit rRNA binding. The transcript has a single exon. The record is from RefSeq and is a predicted model, not a curated record. Gene Ontology annotation, cellular component: cytosolic large ribosomal subunit; ribosome.
UUUUAGAGAAAGCCUAUACACACACACAUACACACACAUUACCUGGGAAAUAACAUGUGCAUGUGUACAUAUGUGUAUGUACUAGUGUAUAUAUAUGUACACUCAUGCUCACAUACAUUCAUACUUUGAAUAGGCAAAUAACUUUAGUCCCAAUUUUCUGUAUAUUAUUUAAAUCCCUGACUGAGGACGUGAGGUUUUGGCUCUGGGUGAUCCUUCUCCAUCUGCUGUGUAGUGGCUGCUGGCCUCGCGGGAACAGUGGCCAUGGACAGCUGGGUUGCUUUGCUCUCCUUCCAGCCGGAGAGGGAUGUGGUGGGUCCUCCAGGGUGAAAUUCCGGAUUUCCCUGGGUCUUCCGGUAGGAGCCGUGAUCAACUGUGCUGACAACACAGGAGCCAAAAAUCUGUAUAUUAUUUCUGUGAAGGGGAUCAUGGGACGACUGAACAGACUUCCUGCUGCCGGUGUGGGUGGCAUGGUGAUGGCCACAGUCAAAAAAGGCAAACCAGAGCUCAGAAAGGAGGUACAUCCAGUGGUGGUAAUUCGACAACGAAAGUCAUACCUGAGAAAAGAUGGCGUGUUUCUUUAUUUUGAAGAUAAUUCGGGGGUCAUAGUAAACAAUAAAGAGGAAAUGAAAAGUUCUGCCAUCACAGGACCAGUUGCAAAGAAGUGUGCAGAUUUGUGGCUCAGGAUUGCAUCCAUUGGUGGCAGCAUUGCAUGAUUCUCUGGUGUAUUUGUAAAGGAAAAA